Nymphaea colorata (pocket water lily) is the source of this 1708-nucleotide messenger RNA. Its product is annotated as triacylglycerol lipase OBL1-like. The record is from RefSeq and is a predicted model, not a curated record. Gene Ontology annotation, biological process: lipid metabolic process. The transcript has 5 exons. NCBI's taxonomy places the organism in Eukaryota, Viridiplantae, Streptophyta, Magnoliopsida, Nymphaeales, Nymphaeaceae. The coding region runs from base 52 to 1470 and encodes 472 amino acids. Gene Ontology annotation, molecular function: triacylglycerol lipase activity.
GCUGCUGCCAGUCAUCAUUUUAACGCUGCCUGGCUUUGAUAGUUAGCAUCAAUGGCGACGUCCGUCGAGAGGGGAAUUCUGUGGAACGCCGGAUUCCUUGUCGUCCAUCCGGAGCACGGCGGCUUCACGGACCUUUUCUCCCUCCUCUUUUUCAAGCAAAUCUGCAGACUCAGAUUCGUCGAAUGCUCCGAUGGAACGACUCUGGAAUUUCCCGACCGGUGGGUUCUCUUCGUUUCCAUCGUCGCUCAGAAGAUCUUCUUGCUCUUCAAGAGGCCAAUGGCAUGGACGGGAAGCAUGCUUGGGUUUGCGCUCAACCUUUUGCCGGAGAACGGUGGCCUUCUUGGAUUCCUCCGCAACCUUCUCAGAGGCCAAAUCAUCACGCCAAACGAGAAGUCGCCGAGAUUCCAGACUGUAGUUAGCCUCUUGGAUGGGCGAACAGACUUGGGAGACUACACGGGGAGUGGAAAUAGCAUGGCUCAUGCAUCCCUUUCGGCCAUGGCCUCCAAACUAGUCUAUGAAAAUUCAGCUGUCAUUCGCGAUGUAAUCAACAACCAGUGGCAGCAGAUGGAGUUUGUGGAGUUCCUCAACUGUUGGAAUGAGCCCCGGCAAUCAGCAUCGACGCAGGCAGUCAUCUUCCGUGACAAGUUACCAGACAGCCGGUUGAUCGUGGUGGCUUUCCGCGGCACCCAGUUGUUCGACGCAGGCGACUGGUGCACAGACGUCGACUUGUCGUGGUAUGAAAUGCCGCCGAUGGGCAGGGUCCACGGCGGGUUCCUGAAGGCCCUGGGCGUCGACCCCUGCUGCGACUCGGUGCGACCCACGGUUCCAAUUGACCAUAUCACCCAUCCACUGGCUUACUAUGCCAUUAGGGACAGGCUGAGGGCAUUGUUGAAAGAUCACGAGAAUGCGAGGUUUAUUCUGACAGGGCACAGCAUGGGCGGGGCCCUGGCGGUCCUUUUUCCAGCGGUGCUGGUUCUGGACAAGCAGGAAGACUUGUUGGAGAGGUUGGCUGGAGUGUACACGUUCGGGCAGCCGCGGGUUGGGGACAGACGGUUUGGCGACCAUAUGGAGAGAGUGAUAUUCAAUAAGAACGGGUCUGCGCCCGAGUAUUAUAGGUUCGUCUACUGCAACGACAUGGUGCCUAGACUUCCAAGACUGCAUUUCAAGCAUUUUGGGACCUGCGUCUACUAUAACAGUCUCUACCAGCCACAGAUCACGCGAAAGGAGCUGGACGAAAACUACUUUUCUUUGAGAAAUGUUAUCCCCUUGUACCUGAACGCUGCAUGGGAGCUCGUUAGGGGUGUCUUCAUUGGCCCUGUGAUCGGGAAGGAGUAUAGAGAAGGUUGGAUUCAACUAAUAUACAGAGCCUUUGGGUUGGUCGUCCCUGUCUUGCCUCCACAUGGCCUUAGAGAUUAUGUAAAUUCUACUAAGCUAGGUCCGAUCGAUCUGCGUAACUCCAAGUUAACCUAAGGUUGCGUUUGGUAGCCUCGGAUCUAAGAUCCGAGGCUGCAUUACAAUAUGUACUUCACAAGAUCUUCAAGAUCCUUUAACCUGGAUCUUCACAAAACCAUGGAUUUAAGGUCGGAUUAGAGAUGGUACAAUCUUAAAUUCAUAGAUUUGAGAUACUAGAGAUCAGCCGUGAAACAAACACAUUGUAAGUGUUUUAUGAAAAUAAUCUUCUAAUAAGAAAGUGCAGUACUACUGACAG